GGAAUGGGAGGGGAAAGGGGAGGGACAUGGGGAAGGAGAGGGCAGGUAAAGGAAUGGAAAUGGAAGACGAAGGUGGGAGGAAAUGAAAUGCGACUACGACGGGCACAGUGACCUCCACGUCGGGAUCAGCAAUUGCCAGGGUGUGGUGUACAACUAUGACCAGGAGGGUGUGCACAGGGAUGGCAGGGGCUGGGAGCAGUGCAUCAGCGUCGCCCUGGUGCAGCCGGACAUGUGGGAGCUCCUGCAGCAGUGGGACAACCUCCUGGAGGAGUUCUCCUUGGAAGAGGCCUGGCUCCCUGACAGGUACGAGGAGCAGCAGCACAACUGUUUCACCUUCGCCCUGGCCUUCGUCAACCGUGUGCGGCAGGGCCGGGGCCGGGAGCCCCUGAGCAAAGCCCAGUUCACCGAGAGCUUCGUGCUCCCCCACACCAGGGAGGCCUCCAGGUACCUCACCCUGCACCAGCAGCUGGCUCACAGGGACUUCUACAUCGUGCCCUUGGCUGAGCAGGAGCAGGACUGUGUGGCUGGAAACCAGAGCCUGCUGGAGUAGCAGUGGGAAAGGCAGGCUGCACAGCUCAGGGUCAGGGUUUAAAGGCGUUAAAUCAGCAUUACCUUCGCCCUGCCCCUCAGGGAGGGGUCAGGAUAAUGAGCUUGUGCAUUUCAGUGAAGUAACACAACGUACACACAACAGAAUUCCUGUGGAAAAAUGUUUUCUGAUUUAACAUUCCUUAUGUGCUCUAUUCUGCAAAGACCUCACACCAGAAAUCAGAACGGCUGUGGAAUUCAGGGCUUUACAAAUGAACCGGGAACUUCAGCUGUAGCAAACCAAAGCGGCUUUUUCCUGUCACCUUUGUUUACUGAUGUGUGAAAAAAAGGGAACAUGUGCUUGUGUGCUGCUGAGAUCCCAAAUUCCUGUCUGACUGUGAAUUUCCUUUCCUUUAAUUACUAAUAAAUAUACCAGCAAAUAA
Molecule: messenger RNA, 968 nt
Organism: Cyanistes caeruleus (blue tit)
Lineage: Eukaryota; Metazoa; Chordata; Aves; Passeriformes; Paridae
Source: RefSeq, a predicted model, not a curated record